CGGGAGCGGCGUUUUGGCGCCGAAUGCGAAGCGGGUGCGGGGGGAGCGGCGAGCGCGGCCGGUGAGCGCGGAGCGGAGCGGGGCCGAGCGGAGCAGAGCAGCCCGCCCGCCAUGGCGGCGGUGCCGCAAAACAACCUGCGGGAGCAGCUGCGGCUGCACUCGGCCCGCAGCGCCCUCAGCAAAGUGCCGCCUGCGCGCAGCCGGCCCGCGGCCUUCACCUUCCGUAAAACGCACAGCCCGGCCGCUGGGCCCGCGGCGCUGCGCGACAAGGACGUAAACACCUCGCUGGGCCCUGGGGGCGCCGCCAGGCCCAAAGAGCUCCGUGCGGGGCCGCUCGGGAGCCGCCCGGCGCUGCCCGGACCCGCGGGGAGCUCUGGGCCCGUCCCUGGGGCCCCGCCGUGCCCCGUGCCCGUGCCGGGCCCCGCUGCCUCCGUGGGCGAUGAGUGGGACGACAUGGACGACUUCGACCUGUCCGGCUUUGAGAAGAAGUUCUCCAGGCCGGCCGUGCUGUCCCCGAAGGGGCCAAGGACUCCACAGGGGCCUGGUCUGUGUGUCAGCAAGGCGCGAGGUGGUGCAGGGCCCCAGGAGCGUGGGGCCAAGGUGCACUGCUCACAGGGCUCCUCGCAGGGCUCCAUCAUCUGUGUGGGCGACACCAGAGCCCCCACUGCUGCCGUGGUUUUGGACAAUGAGAGGGAAGAGGCUCAUGCAGCUACGAAUGAGAGAAGUGGUGAAAGCCAGGAGCUAAGUAAUGGUGAGAAGAGCAGCCGGCUGGAACUGGACGAGGUUGGCAACGAGCUGCUGGCAGACAUUGAGCUCGAAGAGGAUGAUUACUUGGAUGUAGUUCCACCCUCUCCUGAGGAAGAGCUGCCUUCCUUCUCACCGUCUGUAAGAAGUGUUAGUAAUAUCUUUAAAGAAUCUCCUACUGAUCGAAGAUCAAUGGUUCACGGCACGGAGUCUGAGCCUGAGCUGACUGCACCAAAGCAGCCUGCUGCUGAGCGGGACCCUAGUGCAGAGCAUGCAGAUAAAGGCUUGCAUUUGGAACAGCAACUCUACAGCGUCAUGGAAGGUAUUUGUAAGCUGGUGGAUGCCAUUCCAAUUCAUGAGCUUACGUCUGUCUCAUGUGCAAAAGAACUUCUUCAGCAGAGAGAGCUCCGGAGAAAAUUGUUAGCUGAUUCUGCUGCUUUGAACACAAUUAGCACAAACGUUUUUCCUAGAAAUUGGAAAGCAUGUGCUCAGCAAGACCCUUCCUCACGUCCUGGUACGCCUCUGUGUUCCGGCCCUGGUCGGGGUGUGAGUUCUGUUGGCAGCACACCGAAAUCCACAAACCUUCCGUCUGUGCUUUCCAGGACUGUUAAUUCAAACUGUUUGUCUACAACAAAAAAUCAGACACUUGAUAACUUGGAUACUUCCUGUGCUUCGAAGGAAACUGAUCAGGAGGUCAUCUGCCUGGAAGCUGCAGCACUUUCUUCCCCCCGGGUGAAUGGCAGAGGCAGCGCCAAUCUCAGCCGUCCCUCGGAGGCAUCAUUCAAUGGCAGCUGGUGCGAAAAACCUGCAAGGAGAGACAGUGGGAACUGGCAUCUGCCCGAGAGGCCCCCUGCAAGCAGUGCUCUGAAAGCCCAGCACAGAGCCCCUGCUGGCGCUCCCGCAUCGGGCUGCUCGGAUGUGAAUGAUACAGACUUUGAUCUCGAUCACUUUGAUAUUGAUGAUUUCGAUGAGGGUUGGGAGGAUGCGGCCGCUGCGGUGGCACCCGAAGCGCCGCCUGCGCCCCUGAGGCAGCCGCUCAGGGAAGGCCCUGCCUCUCUGCACUGCAGGCUGCUCCCUGCGCCCGCUGGGUCUGCCCCGGGCUCACAUCCCACUGCUCCAAAAUCGAGCUGCGGGAUCGCGGCAAAGAACCGCUCAGAGCCACUGGUUCAUAACCCCGCACACGAACGUUUCAGGGGGAUGAAAUUUUCCCAUUCUGAAGAAAUGUUGAAAACGUUUCACAGAAAGUUUGGUUUGCACUCUUUCCGGACAAAUCAGCUGGAGGCCAUCAAUGCUGCUCUUCUGGGAGAAGACUGCUUCAUCUUAAUGCCCACUGGUGGUGGUAAAAGUUUGUGCUACCAGUUACCAGCGUGUGUCUCUGCUGGAGUCACUGUUGUCAUUUCUCCCCUGAGGUCACUGAUAAUAGACCAAGUUCAGAAGCUGAAAACCUUAGAUAUAGCUGCAACGUACCUGACUGGUGAUAUAACAGAUGCUGAUGCUUCAAAGAUAUAUAUGCAGUUGUCAAAAAAAGAUCCUAUAAUAAAGCUCCUGUAUGUUACCCCUGAGAAGGUUUGUGCAAGCAACCGACUGCUGUCAGCCCUGGAAAAUCUCUACGACCGGAAACUCCUAGCGCGUUUUGUCAUUGACGAGGCCCACUGUGUUAGCCAGUGGGGUCAUGAUUUUCGAAAAGACUACAAACGACUGAAUAUGCUCCGCAAGAAGUUUCGCGCUGUUCCUAUGAUGGCUCUCACUGCCACCGCUAACCCAAGAGUGCAAAAGGAUAUUCAGAAUCAGCUGGAGAUGCUGAAACCACAAGUGUUUACAAUGAGCUUCAACAGGCAUAACUUGAAAUAUGAUGUAUUGCCCAAGAAGCCAAAGAAGGUGGCAAUGGAUUGCUUGGAAUGGAUUAAAAAAUACCAUCCACAUGACUCUGGGAUAAUUUAUUGCCUUUCCCGACACGAGUGUGACACGACAGCGGCCAUUCUGCAGAAGGAAGGUCUUGCUGCACUUGCCUAUCAUGCUGGCCUCACUGACUCCAACAGAGAUCUGGUACAAAAGAAGUGGGUUAAUCAAGAAGGAUGCCAGGUUAUAUGUGCAACAAUUGCCUUUGGAAUGGGGAUAGAUAAACCCGACGUACGCUAUGUCAUCCACGCUUCCCUUCCGAAAUCUAUCGAAGGCUACUACCAGGAGUCCGGGCGGGCGGGCCGGGAUGGGGAGAUGUCCCACUGCCUGCUCUUCUACAGCUACAGCGAUGUCACCAGGCUCAGGAGGCUCAUUCUGACGGAGAAGGAUGGAAACAGUCACACGAGGCAGACCCACUUCAACAACCUGUACAGCAUGGUGCAUUACUGCGAGAACGUAGUUGACUGCCGGAGAAUUCAGCUUCUGGCCUACUUUGGGGAAACUGAUUUUAAUCCUAACUUUUGUAAAGAUCACCCGGAAGUUAUUUGUGAUAACUGCAGUAGGAAGAAGGACUACAAAUCAAGAAAUGUAACCGAUGAAGUGAAAAGCAUCAUAAGAUUUGUACAGCAACAUUGUGGACAAAUGGGAGGAAUAAAUGGAAGUAGAAAUACAGGCUCUGGAAGAUACACGCUGAAUAUGAUGGUAGACAUUUUCUUGGGUGCAAAGAGCGCGAAGAUCCAGUCUGGAAUAUUUGGGAAGGGCGCUGCCUACUCACGCCACAACGUUGAAAGGCUGUUCAGAAAGCUGGUCUUGGACAAGAUCCUGGAUGAAGACCUGUACAUCACAGCUAAUGACCAAGCUGUGGCCUACGUAGUUCUAGGAGAGAGAGCGCAGGCGGUGCUAAAUGGGUUGCUACAGGUGGAAUUUCAUGAAACUGAAAAUGCCAGUGCCAUUAGAAAGCAAAGGGCUUCUGUGACAAAAAUGUCACAGCGGGAAGAGAUGGUUAAAAAGUGCCUUGGGGAACUUACAGACACCUGCAAAACUCUUGGGAAGAUCUUUGAUGUCCAUUACUUCAAUAUUUUCAGUACUUCAACUCUAAAGAAAAUAGCAGAAACCUUGUCUUCUGAUGUGGAGGUUUUGCUGCAGAUCGAUGGUGUCACAGAAGAUAAACUGGAGAAAUAUGGUGCAGAAAUCAUAAAAGUGAUGGAUAAGUACUCGGAAUGGGCAACGCCAGAAGAUGCUGCCUGCCAGAGUGUGGACACAGCCCCGGGGAGCGCUGGCACGCCUGGGAGUGAGGAAGAAACAGAAGAUGACAUUGUGACCUCGAGCUAUUUUGGCGGCAACGCAAACCAAAGAAGGAAGAGGAAAAAGGUGCCAAACUUCAGAGAAUCCAAGAGGAAAAAGACGAGCAGUGGCAGCAGCCAGCAGUUUCAUUCCAAAGGGGGCAAGUACAGGCGGAUGCGAAGGGCGCCCAGCUCCAGGGCUGCAGCUGCUGCACGGCUGGGCCUCAUGGCACCGCCCAAGCCAAGCAGGAGGCAGUUCCUGCAGCCUUCCUACGCCGUGCUGUAGCGAGGGACGCGGAGGUGCUGCACGGGAGCGUGCCGUGAGGAUGCCGCCCUGGGUUAGUAAUCUGUAUUUCAUUUGGCGAACCUUCUUAGAUUUGUACAUUUGUCAAGUCCGAAAGUUCACAUUAAAUAAAUAUUUUUAAACUCA
Messenger RNA from Numida meleagris (helmeted guineafowl), 4356 nucleotides. It is a transcript of the gene BLM, whose product is annotated as Bloom syndrome RecQ like helicase. NCBI's taxonomy places the organism in Eukaryota, Metazoa, Chordata, Aves, Galliformes, Numididae. The coding region runs from base 112 to 4212 and encodes 1366 amino acids. Gene Ontology annotation, molecular function: DNA binding; 3'-5' DNA helicase activity; hydrolase activity, acting on acid anhydrides, in phosphorus-containing anhydrides. The record is from RefSeq and is a predicted model, not a curated record. Gene Ontology annotation, biological process: double-strand break repair via homologous recombination; DNA replication; telomere maintenance. Gene Ontology annotation, cellular component: chromosome; cytoplasm; nucleus. The transcript is spliced from 21 exons.